Molecule: messenger RNA, 3494 nt
Organism: Petromyzon marinus (sea lamprey)
Lineage: Eukaryota; Metazoa; Chordata; Hyperoartia; Petromyzontiformes; Petromyzontidae
Gene: CSK
Product: C-terminal Src kinase
Biological process (GO): protein phosphorylation
Molecular function (GO): protein tyrosine kinase activity; protein binding; ATP binding
Source: RefSeq, a predicted model, not a curated record
GUGUGAGGAGAGAGCAGGGAGAGAGCGGGGAGAAUGAGGAGAGUGUGAGGAGAGAGGAGAGCGCAGGGAGAGUGUGAGGAGAGCGGGGAGAGUCGCCGCUCCCCGUUUCCCCUCUCACGCGGAAACGGCAGCAGUAGCAGCAGCGCAUCCGCCCCGCGCUGCCGCUGCCCUCUCCGCCUUCCCCUCCCAUGCGCGGGCCCCGCUGCCAGGCCACGGCGAGGAGGAGGAGGAGGUGCGCCGAGGAGGAACGGGACGAGGUGGCGCCACGACGAGAUCGGAUGAUCGGGGAGAGCCCCUGAGCCGGGAGUCGUGAUGACGGACCACGAGACCUGGGCCCCCGGGACCCACUGUGUGGCUCGUUACAACUACCACGGCACGGCUAACGACGACCUCUCCUUCAACAAGGGCGAUGUGCUCAUCAUCGUCUCCGACAACAAGGACAGGAACUGGUACCAGGCUCGCAACAAAGAUGGCCGCGAGGGCUUCAUUCCUGCAAACUACGUGCAAAAACGCGAGGCCGUCAAGACCGACGGCAAGCUCAGCAUGAUGCCGUGGUUCCACGGGAAGAUCCCAAGGGAGCAGGCGGAACGCCUGCUGUGCCCUCCAGAGGAUGGGAUGUUCCUGGUGCGUGAGAGCACCAACUACCCGGGCGACUACACGCUGUGCGUGUGCGCCGGUGGCAAGGUGGAGCACUACCGCAUCAUCUACCGCGAGAGCCGGCUCACCAUCGACGAGGAGAGCUACUUCGACAACCUCAUCCAGCUCGUCGAGCAUUACACGCAGGAGGAGGACGGGUUGUGUACACGGCUCAUCAAGCCCAAACCCAUCGAGGGCGCCAUCGCCGCUCAGGAGGUUUUCUCCAAGGGCGGCUGGGUGAUUGACGUGCAUGAGCUGAACUUGGGCAGCUCCGUGGGGAAGGGCGAGUUUGGAGACGUACUCGAGGGCUGCUACCGUGGCAACCGCGUGGCCGUCAAGAUCAUCAAGAGCGAUGCCACGGCGCAGGCAUUCCUCGCAGAGGCGGCCGUCAUGACUGAGAUCCGGCACAAGAACCUGGUGCAGCUGCUGGGCGUGGUGAUGGGUGACUACCUCUACAUCGUCACCGAGUUCAUGGGCAAGGGCAGCCUCGUGGACUACCUGAGAUCGCGGGGUCGCUCAGUCAUCACGCAGAGAGACCUCAUCCAGUUCUCCCUCGACGUGUGCGAGGGCAUGGAGUACCUGGAGUCGCGGCGCUUCGUGCACCGCGACCUGGCGGCACGGAACGUGCUCGUGUCGGACGACAGCAUCGCCAAAGUGAGCGACUUCGGCCUGGCCAAGGAGCAGGCGACCGCCACUGUCGACAGCAGCAAGCUGCCCGUCAAGUGGACCGCCCCGGAGGCGCUGCGGCACAACGCCUUCACAUCACAGUCAGACGUGUGGAGCUACGGCGUCCUGCUGUGGGAGGUCUACUCGUUCGGGCGCGUGCCCUACCCCCGCGUGCCCCUGAAGGACGUGGUGUCCCACGUGGAGAAGGGCUAUCGGAUGGACGCCCCCGAGCAGUGCCCGCCCGUCGUCUAUCAGCUGAUGCGCGACUGCUGGAGCCUGGACCCACAGAAGAGGCCCAAGUUCCAAGACUUGCGGCGGAGGAUAGAGGCGGAGAAGGGUCGCAUCGCCAGCGAGUGACACAUGCACCUACACACACACACACGGACCUACACACACACACACACAUGGACCUACACACACAUGCACCGACACACACACACGAACCUACAUACACACGGACCUUUCACACACACACAUGGACCUACACACACACACACGCCUAUACACACACACGAACCUACAUACACAUGGACCUACACACACACGCACCUACUACACACACACACCUAUGCACAACGACCUACAUAAACAUGCAAAGACCCCCACAAACACACACCUAUACACGUAUAACCACCAAUACACCUACGCACACCAAAACACACACUGACAGCCAAUCUAACACACACACCCAAACAUAGCCACUUAUGCAGAGUUGCAAACGCACGCACAGAGACGCACACACAUGCACAGAGACGCACACACACACACACUGUAGCACCGCACUCCUCUCAUUUCCGUUGCCUGGGCUCGUUGUGCUCCACUCUUUGGGAAGCCGGACGCCGACGGUGCCGGGCCACGGCAGCAGCAGCGCCGCCCCCCUUGCAUGUCCACGCCUCGUUGAGCCUCACAUCGAUAACAUCGUCAUCAUUUUUAAAUCUUAUUACUAACCCGUACUAUGGUAGCUUUUUUAAUCGUGUCCGCGUGUGCGUGUGCGUGCGUACGCAUGCGACGUUUGUGUUCGUGACGCUGGUGCGUUGGCCGGCACUUUCCUUGCAGUUGGGCUGGCACCGCCGCCUGUGCCCCCCACGCCCCCCUCCUCCCCUCGCCCCCCUCCUCCCCUCGGGUGCCCCCCGCCCCCACGGUGCCCCUCUUCGCUUCCUCGAGUCGCACAUUUCAGGGUCGCGCCCCCCACGUGGAAUGUGGUGGGGGCCGGGGGGGUGGGGGGGGCUCGGCCUCCCGGCCAGGGCUCCGCGCGACCCCCACGAAGUCGGGCGUGCCCGCGGCGCGGGUUCACGCGCGUGCGCGCCACGCGGUGCCGCCCGGUGUGCCAUGCUCUGCCAUCUGGUGCCUUGUCGCCUUACGCGGGCACCGCGUGGUGCCGUCCGGCGCUUCCCCACCCUGUGGGGCCCCGCGCCGCCUGUGACCGGGUCGCCGCCAACCCUCGACGCGUUUCCUCGGAGCGCCGUGCGCCGGUAGCGUUUUUAUAAAUUGACCGCGUCGUGCCCGUGACGGUCCCCCACUUGGGGGGGGGGGGGUGGUGACCACGGGUGGGGAAUCGCCCCACGAUUCCCCACUUGGUGUCGCGCAGACUUAGGUGGCGGGUGGCUCGGGCCGACGGGGUGGGCCCCCCUCUAACGCGCGUGCCCGGCCGUAGCAGCAUUUGACCAACGGUCCCGCACGGCGUUCGCCUCUCUCGCCGAGACUGGAUGUGGCCGGUCAACCCGGGCAGGUUAAUUUAUACGGGCGACGUCCAGACACGAGAGGGCGCGAGGUCCCCGCUGGCAGGAUGCGGAGAGAGGCCGCCGUGUCCUUGGACGCGGCGAUCUCACCGCGCUCCGCUCGUGGGAACCUUUCGUUCUGGUAUUUGGGCGAAGUGAAUCUUUUCUGAAUAAAGUCGCUUUUCAUUUUGGUUCUAUUUCACUCAUCGGUAAGAUUUUUUCAGCUCUCCGCCUGACGAGUUCGUUCGCCCGCCCGCCGUCGCCUCCGCGUGCCUCGGGCUGCCCCCUUGGUCGGCCCGCGGUGCGAGCGGCGGGCGCUGUGGUCCGCCGCCGGCCGCCCUCCCUUCCCGUCUUGAUGCGUUUACACUGACCCCGCCUGCCCCCCAGCGGUCCUGGACGGUCCUGCGUGUGACAUCAUCGUCGUCGUCGUUGUUAUGGGGUUUUUUUUGCAAUUGAAUUCCUUAACUCGCGUAA